This is a messenger RNA of Mirounga angustirostris (Northern elephant seal), 2622 nucleotides long. It is a transcript of the gene ZNF444, whose product is annotated as zinc finger protein 444. NCBI's taxonomy places the organism in Eukaryota, Metazoa, Chordata, Mammalia, Carnivora, Phocidae. The record is from RefSeq and is a predicted model, not a curated record. Bases 1245 to 2309 code for a protein of 354 amino acids. The transcript is spliced from 4 exons.
CUACUUAAUCUGUGAGGCCCACUGCAGAAUGAAAAUGCAGAGCUCCAUGCCCAGAGCGGCGCAGGACACUAGGGAGGCUGAUGCAGUCGCUCACGUGAGAGGCCAAGGGAACUCAGGCCAGGCGACAGCAUCAGGAGAAGUGGACAAAGCGGGACCAGCCUGAGGCAGCGCCCGCGGGACCUGCUGAUGGACUGGUGCGGGGCCGAUGGGCGAAGUAGGAGGGCGACGCUUCCGCGUGUGGCCCGGGCACCGCACGAAUGACAGAUGCAUCUUCCCCGAGGCGAGGGGGCGCGAGGAAGCGUUUCCUUGCUGGGGGCCGGGAGCACAGCUCCUGCGCACCUCGUAGGUUUGCGCUGUCAGGUGCGCGACGGGGUGCGCGCGAACAAGGUCAGCCGUGUUCCCGGCGCAGGAAGGAGGCCGCGGUGGCUGGAGGUCCUGAGCGGGAGGGAGGAGGGCGCCCGGCGGCAAGUCCCGGGUCAGCCACGCCCGCAGCACUCCUGGGGGAGUCACGUCCGUUUAACGAACGGGGAGGAGGGCGACGGCUCCGGCGCGCCCGGCUUGUGUGAGCCGUCCUCAGGCGCAGAGCUCCGGCCCCUCUUAGGACCUCUUCCUGCUCUGAACACCGACUCUUCCCGUUUCCGAGAUGGGGAAACUGAGGCAGCUGCCCUGUCCGAUGGGGGCACGCCAGCGACGUGUGGCCGGCAGCACCUUCUCCCGCUUCACGCAGGGGGGCCGCUGAGGCCAGACGCCGGGCGCCAGGCUCACGGCGGAGGAGCCGACCCCGGGCGCGCGGGUCCCAGCGCGCGCCCACCUUGGACCCCGUCAGCGCCGCCCGAACGGAGUCGGGGACGAAACGCGCAGGAAGACACACUCGCAGGCCUGACGGGCGCGGAGCUCUGGCGCGGCCGCUCCUUCUCGCCUGCCCAGCCCGACGGCCCGCUGAUUUCCCUUCCCGAGCGCCCGCCGGCGUCCAACUUCCACCUGGCUCAGGACGCCGCCGCCAUGACCCCUCCUUCUCCCCGCCUCGGCCUCCCCCGUCGGCACGUCUGCGCAUGCCCGCGUCCGCGUGCGAGCCAAUGGGAAGCCCUGCAGGCAUUCUGGGAAGUGUAGUUCAAAGCCUGGCGCGCCGAGAGGCCUUGUUUGUCUGGGCUAAUAGGCCGCUGGCCGUGCUCGAUGCACCUUGGAAAGUGUAGUUCAGAACCAUUCGGAGAUGGGCGUGAGAGAGUCGUCACGGCGAGCGGCCAAUGGGAAGCGUCCUUUUGCCGCGAUGCUUCCUGGGAAAUGUAGUUCUAGGCGCUGCCGUCCCUGCGGGGCCCACGACCCCCAUGGAGGUCCCGUCUCCCCAGCCCGUGAAGCAGGAAGGCCCGUCGGCCGAGGGCCUGACCCUGGACUCGCCCUGGCACCGCUUUCGGCACUUCCACCUGGGCGACGCGCCGGGCCCCCGCGAGGCGCUGGGCCUGCUGCGUGCCCUGUGUCGCCAGUGGCUGCGGCCCGAGCUGCACACCAAGGAGCAGAUGCUGGAGCUGCUGGUGCUGGAGCAGUUCCUGAGCGCCCUCCCCGCCGACAUCCAGGCCUGGGUGUGCAGCCGGCGGCCCCGAAGCGGGGAGGACGCUGUGGCCCUGCUGGAGGAGCUCUGGGGACCAGCAGUGAGGGCACCUCAGGAUGUGACAGAAGGCUCCGGGGUGACCGUUGGAAAGGAUGAUGUUGGGAUGAUGCCCUUAGGAGAUGCGGCCCCCGGGGCUGAGGUGCUGGCGACGGGGGACGCCCAGGCCACGCGCCCCUACAAGCAGGAGCCGGGCAGCCCUCCCCCGGCCCCCGCGGCGCCGCCUGCGCCCGGCCUGCCCGCCUUCCUGGCGGCGGCGGCCCCGGGCACCACCUCCUGCCCCGAGUGCGGCAAGGCGGCCCUGAAGCCCGCGCACCUGCUGCGCCCCCGGCAGAGCCACGCGGGCGAGAAGCCGCACGCCUGCCCCGAGUGCGGCAAGGCCUUCCGGCGCAAGGAGCACCUGCGGCGCCACCGCGGCACGCACCCCGGCGGCCCCGGGCCGGCGCUGCGCCCGCUGCCCGCGCGCGAGAAGCCGCACGCCUGCUGCGAGUGCGGCAAGACCUUCUACUGGCGCGAGCACCUGGUGCGCCACCGCAAGACGCACUCGGGGGCGCGGCCGUUCGCCUGCUGGCAGUGCGGCAAGGGCUUCGGGCGCCGCGAGCACGUGCUGCGCCACCAGCGCAUCCACGGCCGGGCUGCGGGCGGCGCGGGCGCGGCGGCGGGGCCCGGCGGCGGGGGCGCCUUCCCGGCCUGGCCGCUGGGGUAGCCGCCGCCGCGCCCGCGCCGCCCGGCCCGCCCGGCCCGCCCGGCCCGCGGCCCUCCUCCUCCAGCGCCGGCUCCUGAGUCGGAACCCUGCUGUUUCCUCUGCCCUUUCCGUCCGGGCCACGCUUCCCUCUUCGGUUCUCACGGCUCCCGGGCCUUCCCACUCCGAGCAGGUGCGUCCACGAGCCGCGCCCCCCUUCCCUGUCCACCUGCCGGAGGCCCCGGACGCAGCGAGGCGGGCCUGGUGCCCAGGAGCGGAGCGCAGGGCAGGGGCGCCAGGCGGGCCCUGGAUCCAGAGGAGGCUGAAGGAAGGAGAC